AUGGCAGAAAAUCCAGAUCCAAUCGUUGAUGUACACUAUAAAGGGACGCUCACACCUUCCCCAUUGAUGUAUUUUGAUGGAAACAAAGCCUCUGUACCAUACACGGUUGUGAACAAGAUGACCUUUCCCGAUUUCAUACCCUUUCUUGAAAAGCAUACUAAAAAAAGAUGCAGAUAUGUGUAUUACUGUCCACAUGAAGUGAGGUUGUCUGAGGGAUUGCAUCUUACUCAGAAUGACUACGAUUUUAACGAGUUUCUUGAAGAUAUCAAUGAAAAGAAGAGAUUGGACGUGUAUGUGGAUCAUUAUCAUGAACCUUUGUUUGAUUGGAUUAAGGAGGAAGAAGCUGACCUUGAAGAUGAUGAUUUGGUUUCUAUUUAUGAUGUUGACUCCAUUUUAGAAUAUGGUCCGAAAGUUGAACAUGUAAAGGACGAUGAAGUUAUAUCUCUUAAAAGAAACUUCAAUGAUCAUUUCCUCAACAAACUUUGUCCAGUACAUAAUGAUGACUUGGUUGAAGAAGAUCAUAAUGCAACACGACCUAUCUACCCAAGACAUGAUCAUACUCAGGAAUGGAAUGAGAUGAAGCCUCGAUUAGGUACAACUAAGGUGAAUGUACCCUAUAAAGUUGGUGAUAAAUUAGUUGAUGUUAUGCUUGAAGUAUCAAAUUUAGACAAGAAGGAGACUCUGUCAAUUAAUACAAUUUCAAAUCAAGAAUUAUCCGAGAGAAUGGAAGCUGAGAUGUUGCGGCUUAAUCAUCUUCCCGAUCGAACAAGUGAAAAACGGCAGAAAAAGGGAUAUCCUAAAGUGGGUUAA
This is a messenger RNA of Lactuca virosa, 810 nucleotides long. NCBI's taxonomy places the organism in Eukaryota, Viridiplantae, Streptophyta, Magnoliopsida, Asterales, Asteraceae. The record is from the annotation of a GenBank genome assembly.